Messenger RNA from Lodderomyces elongisporus, 1026 nucleotides. RefSeq names its product RNA polymerase II subunit B1 CTD phosphatase. Gene Ontology annotation, molecular function: RNA polymerase core enzyme binding; RNA polymerase II CTD heptapeptide repeat phosphatase activity. The transcript has a single exon. Bases 1 to 1026 code for a protein of 341 amino acids. NCBI's taxonomy places the organism in Eukaryota, Fungi, Ascomycota, Pichiomycetes, Serinales, Debaryomycetaceae. Gene Ontology annotation, cellular component: nucleus; cytoplasm. The record is from RefSeq and is a predicted model, not a curated record.
AUGAUGGAGUUGUUGACAUUGGAAUCAUUUAUUCCAAUGCUUGAGCCUUAUGCCAAUAAAGAGUUGCUCACGCCUGCGGAGUCGUUGCAAUUGACCCUUCUUAUCACUGAACUAUUGGUUGACAACUAUGUUGAUUUCAGGCUCCUCAAGUUCCUUUCCCGUUAUUUUACACAGCAAUCAUACGACGAUGUUGUUGAGGAGCGUAACAUCGAACAUGAAUGUGGCUAUGUUUUGUGUAACAAUCAGCCAAAGCUGUUGGUGAGAAGGUUGAGUUCACAUAGUAAUGGCACAACACCAGCAUCGAUGCAUGAUACAGGUGUUUCAACUCAUUACCAAAUAUCUAAUAGGAAGCCAUCCAUAAUAUUACCCAAUACGUAUUUGAGUCAAUAUUGCUGUAAAGAACAUUACCAAGCAAGCAUAUUCUACAAGAAUCAAUUAUCCAAUGAAGCGUUGUUUGCGAGGAAAAACAUUAUGGUGACAGCACCAUUUGAAGGGAGAGGAAAUUAUUAUGAAAAUGGUAUCACAUGUUUAGAGGAAGUUAUUGCAAAGCACAGAGAAUUGAAACCGGAAGGCAAGUCCAUGGCCGAGGUGAUUGUGAUGAUGAAUGGUUUAAGUGUUGGAGAACAAGACACAAGUGAAGAGACUAACAGGUUGAUUAAAAUGAUUGAAGAUUUUGAGAUUGUUGAGAAAGAUGGAGAUGAAGAUGUAGAAGCGGCAGCAGAGGCGGAAUCAGAAAAAGAGUUGCACAGAGCUAACGGGCGUUUUAAUAAUCAAUUCAGCCAAAGCUUUAAGAGUAAUGGACGCGCGCCGGUGCUCAACGAUAAGUUGUUUAAAGCGAUUGAUGGCUAUGGAACUGGUGCGGAUGAUGAUGAUGACGAUGAUGAUGACGAUGGUACUGGCGCUGAUGCUGAUGCUGAUGGUGGCAAUGGUGAUGAUCAAGAUGAAGAAGGGAACAACAAGUUUUUGUAUAGAAAUAUCGAAGGUUACGUUACAUCAAACAAAAGUUUUGGGGGAUAUGUCGUAUAG